AUGGCAGCGCUUCUCCCAGAUGAUCUUCUACACAUGAUCUGCCACCAGCUAUGGGAACAGAGGGAUUUCGACACACUCUACCAUUGCGCUCGUGCCGGAAAGCAGCUCGCUGUUCCCGCUCUAGCUAGCAUCUACCGUAUGCACGAUACGGCCCCCGUUACCAGCGCCUACAAUGAUGAAAUCGAGAUGGCCCCACAAGAAAGAACUAGCCGAGCUGCUUACGAGAAAGGACGAGAGCAGCUUAUUGGGAAAUGGGCCAGUAUGUGGAGGUCACUUAUACUCUCCAGCUUGGGCAAGACCUUGUUUCCUUAUUCAAAAUACGUGCGCACUUUGAGUCUUCAGGAUCUUGAGUAUCUGCUCCAGGAUGCUAGAUUCUUGGGCAAAACCAGUGGCAUGUUCUUCAAGGAUGGACUGGAGAAGUUCGAAGUCAAUCGAAAUGUUCAAAUCUCCAACAAAAAGAGUGGUCUUCGAAUCGAUGCUGAGACAACAGCUAAUCGACUCUUGGAAGUGAUCGCAAGGCAGACCCCAAUGCUGGAAGAGUUAUCUGGGUCCAUCCUCAAAGGGGUACUGUCUCAGUGCAUACCAAAGCUGCCAAAUCUACAGCGUCUAAAUGUGUACCGAGGAGAAGCUCUAGAGGGUGCAGGGAAUCUCAUUCGAUCGCAUUGCCCCUUGUUCAAGGCUCUGCAAUUCUAUGGCUGGCAAAAGGAUGAUGCAGACCAACACUUCGCUACUUUCCUAAAUGACAUACGCCCCCAAUCUUUGGAAUCCUUUGAGAUCUUCAGCGUCUCUCAAAUCGGAGCCGAAAGCUUUCUAGCGCUGAACUGUCAUCGGGAGACUCUGACCGAGCUGAAACUCAACGGCAUCAAAGCUGAAUCGAUACCUGCGCUGUCAAUGUUGAAAGGGUGUACCAAUUUGAGCUCGUUGCUGCUUUCAGAGAACGGCGUCGCGACCCAAGAUCUCGAGAAGAGACAUAACGACACUUUCCUCGAUGUAGUUGCUUGGCUUUGCCAGUGCAAAGGGCUGCGGAUAGUCUCGCUGUACAAUCUACUCAGUGCACCAGCUCUUUUAACGCCUGUGCUGCUCGAAAGCAGCAUUCAUCUUACUAAGUUAGCACUCGAGGGGUAUUUGAUGUCAGAGAGCCGGGACUUUCAUCGGGCACUUUCGCAACAGACGAGUCUACAAGAUCUAUGGCUGAAAGGCGAGAGCAGUGAUAACCCCGAAGACGUGGACUUUCUUGUGGGGUCAUUGAGCAAGCUUGAGAACCUCACGGACAUGCGACUUCAGGAAGUCUCGGACUACUUUCUGGACAAGCACUUCUGCACUUUGGCGAAUAGCCUGCAAAGACUUGAAGUGUGGGAGUCAAGUGGGUAUGCUAUUACUGACGCCAUAUGGAGCGACAUGGCUUCUAUGAAAUGCUUGCGCAGACUGGAAUUCAAUGCUCAGACCCGCUUCACCUCAAAUGGGAUCAUGGACUUCAUCCUGAACCUUGGCCCGGGCAAUGAUGGGCUGCUUCUCAACAUAGCGAUGCAGGAUGUGGAUUUCAAUUUGACCGACGAAGAGCAAUCCAUGAUUAGAGAGACUAUUACCUCAGAGGUAGAUGGACGGUUCGACUUCAUGCUAUUUAGAGAAGACGAAUACUUGUCAUUGCUGGCUCAGACAGCUCUGGAGGAGCGUCACGGACUGGAAGCUGACCAGAAAGUGAUUGCUGCUCAUGGCUGCUACGCCAUGACCGCAACCACCGCUCUGACGGCUCAAAAUACUCAGGGUGUCUCUGACAUUCACUUUGUGCCCUCCGACUUUGUCAUCAAGCAAAUAGACGCCUGCAUGACUGACAUUGGUGUGGAUGUUAUCAAGAUUGGCAUGCUAGCUUCCGCAAGGACUGUUGAUGCAGUGGCAAAUGCUCUGAAAAAGCAUGGGGAACUUAUCACUGUCGUUGACCCUGUCAUGGUCGCAACAAGUGGAGCUCAGCUGCUUCCAAACGAAGCCGUCCACAAUCUCCGAACUAACAUCCUGCCGCUGACCACUAUUCUGACACCAAACAUCCCCGAAGCUCGGUUAUUGCUCCAGAAUGCCGGGUUGGGAGCCCCUGAAACCAAUUCAUUGGACGACAUAGUCAAUAUCGCCAGGGUCGUUCAGAGUCUCGGACCCCGCUAUGUUUUGGUGAAAGGCGGGCAUUUACCCCUCACGAAGGACGGUCACAUUUCCAAAGAAGAGGCUGACAGGCACAUUAUCGUGGACGUCCUCUAUGAUGGGCGUGAGGUAGCGAUCUACCAAACGGAUUACCUGCCCAGCAGGAACACGCAUGGCACGGGCUGCUCCCUUGCAUCAGCAAUCGCCUCCGGCAUCGCCCUCUCCAAAUCUCCUGAUCGGACCAACGACAUACCAGACGCGGUGGAAAUGGCUGUCCGUUACGUCGAAGCAGGUAUACAGACGAGUUUCGAUCUGGGGCAUGGGAAUGGGCCCAUCAAUCAUUUUCAUUCGCUGAGCAUGAGGCUGCCACCACCCUUUCCGUCGACAUUGAAAAGGAGCGUAUAUGGAAAGGCCCAAGAUGGAGGAGGAACGGCCAAAGAGUCUUGA
Letharia columbiana is the source of this 2577-nucleotide messenger RNA. RefSeq lists its product as uncharacterized. The transcript has 9 exons. Gene Ontology annotation, molecular function: phosphomethylpyrimidine kinase activity; hydroxymethylpyrimidine kinase activity. Lineage: Eukaryota; Fungi; Ascomycota; Lecanoromycetes; Lecanorales; Parmeliaceae. The record is from RefSeq and is a predicted model, not a curated record. The coding region runs from base 1 to 2577 and encodes 858 amino acids. Gene Ontology annotation, biological process: thiamine biosynthetic process. Gene Ontology annotation, cellular component: cytosol.